Messenger RNA from Cricetulus griseus (Chinese hamster), 3895 nucleotides. Lineage: Eukaryota; Metazoa; Chordata; Mammalia; Rodentia; Cricetidae. The record is from RefSeq and is a predicted model, not a curated record.
AUGAGCUGUCUUCUAUAUAGUGUGAUCCCAGUGGGGCUGGCUCUGCUGGUUUGUGGAGCACAGGCCUUUUUCCUCCCCAACACCACAAGCCUGGAGAAGUUGCUGAGCAAGUACCAGCAGGCAGAGCCGCACUCGCAUUCACGGGUGCGCAGGGCCAUCCCCUGGUCCGAUCGCCAGGAAAUCCUCAUGCUGCACAACAAGCUGCGAGGCCAGGUGUAUCCUCCUUCCUCCAACAUGGAAUACAUGACUUGGGAUGAGGAGCUGGAGAGGUCUGCGGCAGCAUGGGCACAGGAGUGCCUGUGGGAGCAUGGGCCCGCCAGCCUAUUGGUGUCCAUCGGGCAGAACUUGGCUGUGCACUGGGGCAGGUACCGCUCUCCUGGGUUCCACGUGCAGUCCUGGUAUGACGAGGUGAAGGACUACACCUACCCCUACCCCCACGAGUGCAAUCCGUGGUGCCCAGAGCGCUGCUCAGGGGCUAUGUGCACCCACUACACACAGAUGGUCUGGGCCACCACCAACAAGGUUGGCUGUGCUGUACACACCUGUCGAAGCAUGAACGUCUGGGGAGACAUUUGGGAGAAUGCCGUGUAUCUUGUCUGCAAUUAUUCUCCAAAGGGAAACUGGAUUGGUGAGGCCCCCUACAAGCAUGGCCGUCCCUGCUCUGAAUGCCCGCCCAGCUAUGGAGGUGGCUGCAGGAACAACCUAUGUUACCGAGCAGAGGAGCCCUACAGUCAGAAACCGGAGGUGGAUGAGAUGAACGAGGUGGAACCACCCCCUGCUCCCGAGGUUCAGCCCAGGGUGGUCAGACCCUCGAAGCCCAAGAAGACCCCAACCAUCAACUUCAUGACCCAAGUGGUUCGCUGUGACACCAAGAUGAAGGACACAUGCAAGGGAUCCACCUGUAACAGGUACCAGUGCCCGGCAGGCUGUCUGAACAAUAAGGCGAAGGUUUUUGGAUCUCUGUUUUAUGAAAGUUCUUCCAGCAUAUGCCGGGCUGCUCUCCACUAUGGUGUCAUUGAUGAUCGAGGUGGCCUAGUGGAUGUCACCAGGAAUGGGAUGGUACCCUUCUUUGUCAAAUCCCCAAAAAAUGGUGUGGAGUCCCUGAGCAAAUACAAGCCUUCCAGCUCCUUCACGGUGUCAAAAGUGAAAGAGAAGGGUGUGGACUGCCACACCACAGUCGCACAGCUCUGCCCCUUUGAGAAGCCGGCCACCCACUGCCCGAGGGUCCAGUGUCCUGCACGCUGUGGAGAAGAGCCGUCCUAUUGGGCACCUGUGUUUGGAACCAAUAUCUAUGCUGAUACUUCCAGCAUUUGCAAGGCAGCUGUGCAUGCAGGUGUCAUCAGUGAUGAAAACGGCGGCUAUGCAGAUGUGAUGCCAGUGGACAAAAAGAAGAGCUACGUGGGCUCGCUCAGGAAUGGGGUGCAGUCAGAAAGCCUGAGUGCCCCUCAGAAUGGAAACGCCUUCCGGAUCUUCGCUGUCAGGCAGUGAAUGUGGAGAGCUGGGGAGAAGGGGAUGUCAUCUACUGCGUUUGGGGUCCUGCUUUUUACCUGUACUUUGUCCUUUGGGGGUGGGGUGGGGUUACAGAGAGUCAGGAAUCUUUCUUUCAGUGUCAUUGAAUGUCCUGUCCCUUUGUGGCCUUCGGUGAGGGUCACGUAGCAUCAUCAGCUCAUGAGUAGCAUGCCAUGGAGUCUCGGGUGGACAACCAGUGCCCAGACUGGCCAGGCUGUGGUCCCCAUCUGGCCACUCAGGAGCUGCUCACUGAGGCACUCCUCACCACAUUUGCUUUGGUGCGUGGAGGGGGAAGCGUUCAAACCCUUGAGGAUACAGGUUUGAGAUGUGUCGUGAAUGGGACUCUUGUCUGAGUAGAGAUGACAGCCCUAAAGUCACAGUACGUCCUACCAACAGGGAAAUAGGUUCUAUGUUUGCUGGUCAGACAGAUGGGCUGCAAGGAGAGGCCCGGGGAAAGACUUGGGCUCUGCCCUGGUAGUGUCCUUGCUUGUGUCUCCUGCCCUCUUGGCGGUCAUGUGCUUAUAUAUCCAGCAGAGCUGGUCUAUUUAAAGUUGGCAGCACUCCAGAGAUUUAUCUUGUCUUUGUCCUUGUCCGUGUGGCCUGUUUUCACAUGACCUUUGGUCUCAUGGAGGACCGAUGCAUCAGGAGCCUUCCGCCCCAUUCUAUGACACUGUGGCUUCUUCCCCACCCCAGGCUGGUCUAGGUGUUCUCCUUUGGGGCUUGGCUUUGCACAAGGCUCCAGGUCUUAGAUGUCUGUUCACCCCUUAGAACAAGGGCUGUCUCACUGCUGCUGUUUGAGUGACAACUCAAUGUCACCUUCCUCUUCGCUUGGGUGACCUAGUUUCUAGCUGUGGGAGGAAUGGAUUGCUGGCACAUUCCUCAUGGAGGUUAAUGGCGUGGCUUGUGGUUGUAAAACCGCCCAUGACACACCAGCCACCAGGGAGAGGCGCCGGGACACACAGGAAGGACUCCUAUUCCUAUUGGUGCAGCUUAGCUCCUGCCAGCGUUCCUGGGCUCCAAGAGUGUGGUGAGCCCUGGCUUCCAUCACUUAGGAGCCUGGCCCAAACCCACUGUAAAAUGAAACAUGUUCUUGUAAACAGCUUACUCUAGAGAAGGUGAAAUCCCACCCCAGCCCUAGGGAUGUAGAAGUUGCCCGUGAGUGCUGGCUCCAAAUGGGGUUUCAUGAUCCAGCCAACUAUUUCCUAAGGGGGGGGGAGCAGAAAAUAAAACAAAACACUGCCCUAAGGGACAGGCUGGGGAGUUGGCUUGGUGGUUAAGGGCUUUUGUGGCUUCCAGAAGACCUGAGUUCAAUUCCCACCACUCACUCACAGGCUGUUCACACCUACCUGUAACUCUAGGCAAUCUAUGAUCUCCACAGGUACCACACACAUACACAUGAAUAAAAGUGCAAAUAGUUCUUUAAAAAAACCCUAUUUGAGUCUAAACAAAGCCCCCCCCCCCAUGGAGCCAUGUGGACCUAGUUGGGUUAAAUGUUUAUUUGUUUGAGACAGAGUUUCACUAUGUAGUCCAGGUUGGCCUUGACUCAUCAUGUAGCCCAGGCUGGCCUCCUCAGUGCUGAGAUAGCUUUCCCCAAAUCCAUCCCUUCUGGGGAGUUUAUAAAAAGCACACAAUCUUGAGCCAGCCCCAGCUAGCCUUUUCUGGGCUUUUCCCACCUCACGUUGUGAGUGUGGCAUUUUGUAGGCAUAAACUCUUCACCCCAGAUGUCAGAGCAGACAAAUGCUCAGCCUGUGGAGGGGGGCUCCAGGUUUCCACCAAACAUCUGGAAAACUUCCAGAUGCAAGUAGUACUGUGGGACUCUGGCUUCACUCAGCUUACAGGGCAAGGUUGGGAUGGUAAGGAAAAUUGCUCCCCUCCUGGUUUUCUAGAACGAGUAACCAGGGGAACUUGCUGUGAGAGUCUACACUGCGGUCCUGAGUGCACCCCGGCUGGCCCUUCCACCAGGCAUAGGGGCCUUGCUCAUCUUCACCAAUAGUUAGAAACUGGAAGCCCCUUUCUUCAGGAAAAAAAUGGAAAUGAAACUUUGAAUGACAAGAUCUUGAUGUCAGAGCACUUCUGACCUUGUGUCCAUCAGUUCUUCCAAGUUUAAAGUGACCACACCCAUGCCAGCUGCAUCCCGCACUCUGCCCUGUGAUAGUUUCCAUUUGCUUCUAGGUUGUGCUCGGUCUGUUCUGAGGGGUGUGUUGACUCUCCAUGAUCUGUAGGCUCUCUUGGCCCGCAGUUUACUGUGUGCUUUUUUCUAUGAAAAAUGAUAUAUUUUACAACUUCCUAUGUACAAAAGUUUAUUGUAAGUUUUUGUGCUUCGCAUGAAUAGGGCCACACUGGUUGUUGCUAUGGUUUCAAUAAAACUGAUUUGAUUUCUAACACA